CGCUCUUCCAGACCCUCGCCACUGGAUCGCAAAAGGAGUCCGAGGACGAUAUUACAAAUAUCUACUCAUUGAGCAGCCCGCUGUCUGAUCUUGGCGUGGUCACAUACUCACUUCAGCAUCAGAAACCUGUCAGAUUUGGCAAAUCACGCACUGGCCCGAACGUGGAGUUUGAAGCUCUUGAGCCUGCUGAGAAAGUGAUAUAUGUGUCUGCUAAAAAUGAGCUCCACACACAUCAAAAGCUCGGUGUGGGACCUCUGAUCCUUGUGGUGACUUUCAACGCCGAUGCCAACGUGGUCUCGGUGUGGCAUGCCUGGUACCUCGAGGAGAAGUCACUGCGAACAUUGCUGAAGCUCAGGACAGAACAAAAGGCUGCCAAAGCUCGACGACGGAGUUCUUUUCUAAGCGGAAGUGCUGCCACAGGAAGUGCAACUCCAGCUGUUCGACGCCGAGAUGGUCCUCGAGAGAGUUUCGCACCUGCCAACGCUCUGCUACUGCCCGACGCCCUUGCGUCGCAAGGGGAUCCAUCGCGAAAAGCCACGCAAGAGGAGGAAGCGCAGAUCAUGGCUGCGCAAAUGGACCCAGAUUACAAAGAUGAAGGCUCACAACAGCCUGUGCGUGAGGGCAACCGCAGAAUUAGCAGCAUCAAUGCAGAUGUCCGUACCAGCCAGACUACGGUCGGAGGUAGCUUCGCAGGCACUGCAGGACGUCGCCACACAUCUUUCGGUGGUCAUCAGGCAGGAAGGAGAUCCUUGAGCCAUCGCAAGAGCCGAGGCUCCACCCCUGGCAACGUCUUUGGUCAGAGCCUUGGUCCAGAUGAUGAUACCAUGGAUUUGGACUCGACCAUAGAAUUCGACCCGGAAGAGAGCCUAGAUGGGAUUCUACGCCACAUUCGCAACACGUACGAAGUUUCAGGUCUAGAUACAGUUUUCGGCAGUGUCGAAGAAGGCUUUAAGCGUGAUCUCGUUGUCCGCAAGAUACAUUCUUUCGCGGUGGGGCUGCGCACUUCGACACGUAGCGAGGCUGGUCCACCAGUCGACAACUACAGGGUUGCGACGCUGUCUGAACCUGCUUCCAUCAAUGGGCCGGACGACCCCAGAAUUCGACUAUAUCUCCACGAUCAACAGAGCAAAGAAGUGCAAUACGUCGCGCUAAAGGUCAAGCAUUGCGCACUAUAUCCAGGGCUAGCCGACUCACCGAUGGUUGCGGUACCGUUGCUCACUGGAGAGAGCAGACUCGAUUUAUGCGACGAUAUGAUUCAGGUCAACGAUGGAAAACUGCAGACCAUUCUGUUUGGCAGUCGAGGCGUCCAGUUCUCAUUGGACGAGCAGUUACCCUGCCCUCUGCUAUUCGAUGGCCCUUACAGAGCUUAUAACGCUCUGGAAUUUGACCGUAGAGUUGAUGAUGAGGAGGACGUUGGUAGGAAUAGAACAUUUCCACCUCCUCGGCCGCCACUCUUGUUGCAGCACGUUGGAGCCCGAGGAGCCUUUGACGCGAUUGGCGCCGAUGGGGUGCAUCACCGCAGAAGACUUCGUCUGCGCCCAUUUGACCCUCAUACAGAUCAGCUUCUUACCUUGUGCGAGCUCAUGCUUUCAAAGCAACAGGCGCGCACAGUACGAAAGACAUGGUGCAUGGCAUACGCCUGGCUGAAGCAGCAUCCCGAAAAUGUUGCGGGAACCAGCAGCGACAAGGAGUUCGUGGCAUUUGUCGCAACAAUGUUCACCUUUGUAUUUGGAAUUCUGGACAGCAAAGCCCGAGCGGCCGUCAGAGUGGCAAAGGUGGCUGCUGGGAAAGGCACUGCGAGUAGCACUGUUGCCACAAGCGUGAUGCACGAAGAACAUCAGUGGCACCGUACCACAUGUUCUGCAUGGUCGUGGCUGCCACCAGCUCGUACUCCAGCUGGUCCGACGUCUUCACGUACCCAAGAGAAGCGCAAAGAUCAGCUCCUCGUCGCAGCCGCAGCAGUCGCUGACGAAUUGAUCAGCAGUAGUGUACCAAAUGCCACGCAAACGAACUCGCUGGCGGCAUCGACGGCUAUGAAAUUCAUGCUGGGUCUUCACAUCUUCCGAGAAGAGCAUGCGCUAAAUAUACUCACCUCUUCGCAAUCUUUGUCCGCACAGCUGGUUCCUGUUAUUGCUCAGCUGGGUUCCUGGCUCGGCCUUGACGGAUGGACAUUCGCUGCCGGAGGUUACUACAAUUUGGCGGGUGCGAGAGAAGAAGAAUGGGCUUACGUCAAGUCACGGCCCACCAGAAUACUACAAACGGGUCUCCUUGAGCGGCCAAUUAGUGCAUACCAAUGGUUCGAGAAUGCUCUGAAACAAAACUCGCCUGAGAGAUAUCCCUCACUCUACAAAGUUGCGCAAAUGGAAGCAGACCAAAUUGUGCCCAAAGUGUCACAAAGGACUGCGAACAAGCUCACGCCGCGAAUGACCGCAUUUUCGAACCUACUUGCGGCCACCAAUGGUCUCACCACGAGCCCGACAAGGACCGUUGAGCUCUUGGAAGAUGCACAAUUUACAGUGGAGAUGUUGGAAACUUUGCCCGAGUCUUUGGCAGCGCCGCUCAGGGAAGCCAUCGUCCGUUGCGAAAAGGAGCCACCGACAACAUGGGGCAGCGACUUGUUAUGUUUGGUAGGCCGAGCAGAUCUCAUCGUGGGGACGCAUAGGAAGACAAGCUUACCGCAUCGGCCCUUGGCCACAUCAGCCAUGAGCACUCGCGAUGUGCAUGCUGUAUGUAAUGUCGUCGAUCAUCCUGUCGUCCAUGCAAAGACGAAAGAAGCUGGGCGUCACGCCAUUUCCCAGCUUAUAUUCAGCGAAGAUCGCAGGCUAGUGGAAGCCGCGAGCCUGAUGCAUUUCAACACCGUGCAGCAAGGCUGGUGCCCGAAACAUGCUGUGUGGGAUGAGCAACGGCAUUUCGACGAACAGCGCAAAGUCAUGCAGCUUGUCACGACUCGAAUGAUUGCUCUUCCCGCUGGAGAUGGUAUGAUCCAUUACGACAGCCAGACGCCGUUGUUGACCGAGAAAUAUCACCUGGCUGGUUUCAGCUCGUCUUGUUUGAUGCAACCUAUGGGCCACACACUGACCGCGGACCGCACUGGUCUAACCGAGGAAAAGCUCAACUGGGCAUAUUUUCACGCUGGCGUCUCCGCUGGCCUUCGCAUCUCGAAAGAUGUCAAAGGCAUCGACACUUCUUGGAUCGCGUUCAACAAGCCAAGCGAACUCACGAACCGCCACGCUGGUCUAUUGCUUGCUCUUGGCCUCAGUGGACACCUAAGGCAACUGGCGAAGUGGCUAUCAUUCAAAUACCUCACCCCGAAGCACACCAUGACAUCUGUAGGUUUACUGCUUGGGCUAUCGGCUUCAUACAUCGGCACGAUGGACGCUCUCAUUACCAAAAUGCUAUCUGUGCACAUUACCAAGAUGCUACCUCCCGGCGCCGCAGAUGUGAAUGUCUCGCCAGCAACACAGACUGCUGGGCUGAUGGGCAUUGGACUCCUCUAUUACAACACCCAACAUCGUCGUAUGUCUGAAAUCAUGCUCUCUGAGAUUGAGUAUCUGGAAAUUGAAGAUCCAGACAGUGGGCCGGACCCCUUGCGAGAUGAGAGCUACCGUCUUGCUGCUGGGUUUGCAUUGGGCUUCAUCAACCUUGGCAAGGGCAACAACCUGAUGGGCUUGCACGGCAUGCAGCUCCCGGAACGAUUGCUGGCCGUGGCGGUAGGCCCGCGGCCCAUCAACGCAGUGCAUGUGUUUGAUCGUGCGACAGCUGGUGCUGUUAUGGCUCUAACGCUUGUUUACAUGAAGUCUGGCGACCAAUCCAUUGCUCGCAAGAUUGAUAUUCCCGACACUGAAACACAAUUUGAUCACGUGAGACCAGAUAUCCUCAUGCUCCGAGCUAUGGCCAAGCACCUGAUCUUAUGGGAUGAAAUUCAAGUUCGGACAGACUUGUUGCCUGGCCAAAUCCAAGUACCAAGCCGCCCGAAAAAAGGAAGCUCACAAAGUAGCUACACCUUCGAAAAGGGAUGGAUUGGAUCCAACCUACCUCCUUGCUAUGCAAACGAUCCGGCCCCGCCGCCUGGACCCCACAGCAGCGAUAGAAUCCCCAGAUACAACAUUCUCGCUGGGCUUGCGUGGGCACUGGGCUUGAAAUAUGCCGGCUCAGGCAAUUUCUUUGCGCGAGACGAGAUCUUGAGUCUUCUAAACUAUCUCAGCCCUCGCUUUUUCCAGUCUUCUGGGUACUGGUUCGAUGGUAAGAUGGCUCGAGCUUCUCUAGGUCGUUGCAUGAGCGUCGUUGCAGUAGCCGCUGCCGUCGUCAUGGCUGGCACUGGUGAUCUAGAAGUCUUUCGGUACUUGCGACGCUUACACGGCAGACUCGAACCUGACAUUCCAUAUGGCUCCCACCUGGCUUCUCACAUGGCCAUCGGUAUUCUCUUUCUGGCUGGAGGCACCUUCACUUUCGGCACAAGUGAACUUGCGAUCGCAGCCUUGAUGGUUGCUUUUCAUCCAAUAUGGCCGACUGAGGUCAACGAUAAUCGAGUCCAUCUCCAAGCCUUCCGCCAUCUUUGGGUUUUGGCUGCAGAAGCUCGCUGUAUUGUUGUCGAGGACAUUGAUACGCAACGACCGGUCCAUAUGCCAUUGAAGGUCACGCUGAAGAAUGGAGAAGUAAGGAAUAUGCGAGCUCCCUGCCUGUUACCUGAGUUACGCAGUAUCGCGACUGUACAGACCGAUGAUUCGGCUUAUUGGCGUGUCACUCUGGACUUUGUGGGCAAUCCUGAACAUCUGGAGUCUUUCCGCCAGGAUCAACAUGUCAGCGUGCGACGCUGUCCAGCUGCUGAGGCACAUGAUUCUACAUUCUCUGCGGCACUCGCUGCUUUGACGGGUAUCAAUUUGACCUCUACUGCUUCCCCUGCCGGUCACGGUGGGCAUGGAAGUGGUAGCAGUCAGACUCCUUGGAUCAACAUCAUGACCCUCCCCGCUUUCAGUGGAUUGGAUCGCGCAGACGUGGAGCUUUUGCUCCCUGCUGAAGUUCAGUCUUCUGUGUAUAUCGGGGAGAGGACCACGGUUAUCGAUGAUCGUCUGGUGCUUAGAAACGGGACAAACAGCAUGAGUUUGCAUGAGCUGUGGAACUUGAGGACGUUGUUUUCGUGGGCUGAGAGAGAUCUACUUGUCCCUGCACAGGGAGGCGCAGAGUCCGAUGACGGUGCGCGACCAGAUGUGAAGAGUACUGAAUCCGAGCACGGUGAGCAACAAAAGGUGAAGAGUGACAGGUUCAGAUGGCUUGGUAUGGAGGUCUUGCAAGAACUGAGAGCCGGCAUUGAAAAGAGGGGCAGAAGGCGAUAGCGUACGGUGGAUUGAGAUGCAUGGUGUAGGCGAAACAAUAGUAUGCGCGUAUCGUAACAGUAUUGAGAUCUAGGCCUUUCACUCCGUCGUGUAGAGGACUGGAAUGAUCUAACAGCCAACAGCUGCGUGUGAAGUGAAAGCUGGAAUGCGGCAGAGACGGCGAGCAUUCCGGAGACUAGACGAAGACGACGAACAGAGUACCUUGCUUCAUCAAAAUUCACAAUCCUCAAAAACAACAAAACCGUGUCGCUGGGUCAUGGCGACUCGCCUCAAUAGCGCUGCUCUUCUCCGCGUGCUCCCUUCGAACACUACGACCCUCAUUCGCCAAAAAUCACUACACUCGCUUGACAAGCCAGCCAUGGCUCUGAAGAUGGCGACAGCAAGCAUUGGGCUGCUGCUUCUGGCAGCUCAGGCUCGCGCACAAUCGAGCAGCACCACCAAAAAACCCGCGGGCACAGUCACCGUCUAUGGAUCCUGCGGCACUCCAACCUCGACUCUGUUCCCUCCCCUUUUCUCCUACGCACCAAUGUCUAGCAAGACUUCGACCGCUACCAUGUCGACCUAUAUUCCCACCGUCUCAGACGUUCCGACAUGUGCUCAAGGCUGCGUUGGCGAUUUGGGAGGCUGUGCUAUGGGCGAUGUUCGCUGUAUUUGCAGCAACUCGUCGUAUAUGACGGGAGUGGCAGCCUGCGUCAGUCGGAGUUGUCCAUUCGGGCAAUGUCAACAGGUUGUUGACUUUGGGACGAAUGUCUGCAACAAUGUGGGCGUGACCGUAUUGCCACAAGUUUCUUGCCCUGCAAGUUCAUCAACUCCUGCUCCAACGCCUCCAGUAUAUGGCUCUCCGAGUGCCUCUACUCCCACUCCUGCGCCCACACCCUCAUCAUAUGUCCCCACGGUUGCGGAUGUCCCGAAAUGCGCGCAAGGCUGUGUUACAGACCUGGGAGGUUGCGCUACAGGCGAUGUCAACUGCGUUUGCCGUAACACGCCGUACCUGAACAGACUAGCAGUUUGCGUUCCUCAAUACUGUAACGCGACGGAAGUUGCACAGGUCGUCGCCUUUGCGAACUUCGUGUGCAGGAGUGUAGGCGUCACGAGCUUACCAUCGCCUUCUUAUGCCUCGACUACUUCUCUUGCGCCAUCAUCCUCUGCCGUGUCACCGCCGCCAGGCUACAGUGCUCCCAGUAUGCCAAGCAACUCAACAUCAAUGGCAGGCUCGGCGCCACCAUCGUACGGCGGUCCAUCGAGUGUACCGUCGUCAUCUGGGGUUUCAAGCAGUUCGUCUGUCAUCCCAGAAGGCCCUCCGGCUUAUUCACAGCCAAGCUCGAUUCAGCAGACUACUACAACUACAACAACUCCAGGAGCUCCACCAGCGUAUUCCCAGCCAAGCUCGAUCCAGGAGACGACUACGACUACAACAACUCCAGGGGCUCCUCCGGCUUAUUCACAGCCAAGCUCGAUUCGGCAGACGACUACAAGUACAUCAACUCCAGGAGCUCCACCGGCGUAUUCGCAACCGAGCUCGAUUCAGCAGACGACCACAACUACAACAACCCCAGGAGCUCCACCAGCCUAUUCGCAGAAUACUCCGUCAAGCAGCACAUCAACCUACGUCCCAGCUUUCACUGAGCUCCCAGCUUGCGCUCAAACUUGUGCCUAUACUGUUGGCUUCGGUGGCUGCCAGAUUGGAGACGUAACCUGCUUUUGCCAAACUCCAGGUUUGCAAACUUCAUAUGCUGACUGCCUCAACACCGGAUGCCCUGCAGGCGACGCAACUCAAGCUACUCAAUAUGCCCGAUUGGCGUGCCGAGCAAAGAAUGUUGUGGUCUAUCCUACGAGCAGCUCGUCGGCUGUGGGACCUCCGGGUUAUUCUGGUCCUUCAUCCAGCUCUAGCUCUGUGUCGUCAAGUGCUAGUUCGACAGCUGGAGCACCCCCUGGCUAUUCUGGACCUUCGAGCAGCAGUGCCACGCUCUCGUCCAGAUCUGUCUCGUCGAGCAUCAGCUCUGCUGCAUUAUCUCCGCCGGGAUACUCUGAGCCUUCGAGCAGCAGCUCUCUCGUCCAGCUCAUCCAGUUCGUCCAGCUCGUCCAGUUUGUCCAGCUCGUCCAGCGUUUCUCCCAUCGGUCCACCAGCAUAUCCGCAGCCUACAACGACGACGACGACUACGACCACAAGCUUGACACCGUCAAGUUCAAGCUCAAGCUCGGCAUCCAGCUCGUCCAGCUCGUCCAGCUCGUCCAGCGUGUCUUCCAUCGGUCUACCUCCGUUAUAUCCUCAGCCCACGACAACGACGACUACCACGACUUCGCCAUCGCUAUCAAGUUCGAGCUCCAGCUCGUCGUCCAGCUCGUCCAGCUCUUCCAGCUCUUCCAGCUCGUCCAGCUCUUCCAGCUCGUCCAGCGUGUCUCCGGUCGGCCCACCUCCAGCAUAUCCACAGCCCACAACAACAACGACGACGACUACAACCUCGACGUCGUCAAGUUCGAGCUCAAGCUCGUCUAUAUAUCAACAGCCUACGACAACGACGACGACGACGACUACAACCUCGACGUCGUCAAGUUCGAGCUCAAGCUCGUCUACCCCUCAUCAUCAGUCUUGCCAUCGACCGCGACGGCACUCACUAGGACAUCGACAACGAGUGCCAGCUCCGCGCCGACUUGCUCUACGCCUGCCUAUACAGCUGGAAAUUGCACCAUCGACGGCGGCAAGACUAUUAGAGAGCCCACUACGGAGACAUACUACAACAUCUAUUGUGACGAUGAUGUCGAAGGAACUUUCUAUAACAUCGAACCCACUUACCUCAACGCUCUAUCGUACACCACCUGUAUGAGCAUUUGCGCCAGCAACAACAAUGGAACUGGUUUCUACCGGACCGACACUCCCGGCGCGUUCCCUUGCACAGGAUUUGUGUACUCCAGUGGCAGCUCACCCGGCAAUUGUUACUUCAAGAGUUUCCCCAGUCUGCAAAAAAUCGUCGACAGUACCAAUAUCCAGGUUCUGGCUAUUCUACCGCAGUACGUGUCUGGCUACGUGGCUCCCACAGGCGUCUGCAAGACUGUACGAGGAAAUAGGUAUGUGCUGCACCUGAUUGAUGACUUUGAUCGAAUGUCCUUCACCUCGGCAUUACCAGGCUGUUCGUUAGAAGACACCGUGAACGGACUGGCAGCACAUAUCGCCUACCAUCCGACACCUGCGGCAAUUUUCUGCGAUCCUAGCAAGCAUUACGUUGCGAAGUACACCAAGCAAUUCUGCAAAGCCAACGGCAUUUACCUCGCAUACUUGCCGUCCGAAGCCAACGGCAUUUACCUCGCAUACUUGCCGUCCGGAGCGUCUCGUUCCUAG
Messenger RNA from Sphaerulina musiva SO2202, 8670 nucleotides. RefSeq lists its product as uncharacterized. The record is from RefSeq and is a predicted model, not a curated record. Bases 561 to 5333 code for a protein of 1590 amino acids. NCBI's taxonomy places the organism in Eukaryota, Fungi, Ascomycota, Dothideomycetes, Mycosphaerellales, Mycosphaerellaceae. Gene Ontology annotation, molecular function: molecular adaptor activity. The transcript is spliced from 8 exons. Gene Ontology annotation, cellular component: anaphase-promoting complex. Gene Ontology annotation, biological process: metaphase/anaphase transition of mitotic cell cycle; anaphase-promoting complex-dependent catabolic process; protein K11-linked ubiquitination.